Messenger RNA from Acaulospora morrowiae, 1413 nucleotides. The record is from the annotation of a GenBank genome assembly. NCBI's taxonomy places the organism in Eukaryota, Fungi, Glomeromycota, Glomeromycetes, Diversisporales, Acaulosporaceae.
AUGGAGCAACGCAACCUCUGUCCUCCCGCGAAUAUUCCGGAAUACUACCAUCAGCAAUUUCAGUUGAAUCACCGUCACCAUCAAACACAACUUGAACAAGGACAUCCCACCUUCGCCUUUACGGAUCCCAUGCCGUCGCAUCAAUCAUUCGUCGAAUUUCAAAACUCUCCGCGACUACAUCAGAGGCACCAACAACAUUCACCACCGCUCGUUCAACGAUCACCCUGCGAACAUGGGUCCCUUCACUCCUCAAACUCUAGGUUACACUUUUCCCCUCGACAAGAGGACGAAUAUCUGAUGCCUUCGCCAUCUCGGCCUCAAUCGUUUCACGUCAAUCAAUAUCAUGAACCUUCUUCGUCACAAUUGGUCUUCAUUCCAUCACCGCCUCUAUCUCAUCAUCAGCUGCAUCACCAAGAGUCCAUUGCCACUCAACCUCUGGUGAAAUGCAAACGACCAAAGGUUCCCGGUCCCUCCCCUCCACUGACCCCCCCUCGCCAGUUUCGUUCGGUGAAGCGACGAAGUAGUUCUUCACUGCUGGUGAAGAAAUCGGAUGGUGCCAUGGUUAGUCUGUUGAACGACGAUGACGAUUUUUCGCCUUUGACCCCUUCGAAUUCGGAUGAUGAUUCAAUGCAGGGAACGUUUUCCGAACGCAAAUCUUCAGUUUCUAGUUGUGGGUAUUCCGACGAUGGAUUGAUCGUCAACAUGCAGCCGCAAAGGCAACAGCGUGUACCUUCCAACAUUUCCUCAUCCAACAACUCCACCAACGCUCCGAACAAGCGCAAGUAUAUCUGCAUGCACCCUGAUUGCGGCAAAAGUUUCACUACAAGUGGUCAUUUGGCACGUCACAACCGAAUACAUACCGGCGAAAAGAAUUUUCGAUGUUUGAUGCACGGCUGCACAUCAAAAUUCUCUCGACAGGAUAACAUGAUGCAACAUUAUCGCACACACCUGUCGUCAAAGAGUCGUCGUGGCUCCAAGUCCGGAACCCAGACGCCACUCAUGUCUUCUUCACAUCAACCCCACCAGGUCCCCGAGAUGUUAACGCUCGAAGAACCACCGACCAAACGUAUCAGGCCCUCGGCCUAUUCUGCCGACUACAAAAGCUCUCUGCCACCCAAUCCCCUGUUGCCACCCGUCCGACCGGGGAUCCAGGAGCCACAAGGUGUCAUGUUACCACCUAUUCGCACCCUGACACCACAUGCUUCGCCAUCGGCUAUUAUGUCUCCGGUUAUCCCUCUGCCACCGCCCCUUCAUCAAGUGAACAACGACGACCGUUCGAUGUCGGUAUCUCCACAACAGUAUCACCGUCAUCAUCUGAGAAGCGGUGGUCGGGUGGACGCCAGUAUGAUUAACAACAAUCAUUACUGUCAUCAUCAUGUUGAGAUGACAAACUAUGUUAGCAUAAUGGGUUGA